Messenger RNA from Polypterus senegalus (gray bichir), 1783 nucleotides. RefSeq names its product leukotriene C4 synthase (gene ltc4s). The record is from RefSeq and is a predicted model, not a curated record. Lineage: Eukaryota; Metazoa; Chordata; Cladistia; Polypteriformes; Polypteridae. Gene Ontology annotation, biological process: leukotriene biosynthetic process. The transcript is spliced from 5 exons. Gene Ontology annotation, cellular component: membrane; endoplasmic reticulum; nuclear envelope. Gene Ontology annotation, molecular function: glutathione peroxidase activity; enzyme activator activity; glutathione transferase activity. Bases 23 to 514 code for a protein of 163 amino acids.
UCACUUGGAGAACCUCAAAGAGAUGCAGCGCACGAGUCCUGAGCACAGAGAGUCGCCGACUAUGCUGCCUGACCAGAUGGUGUACGUGGCUGCUGUCACAGUGCUGGGAGUUCUGGAGCAAGCCUACUUCUCUUGGCAGGUGAUCUAUGCUCGGAGAAAAUAUUCAGUCCAGCCACCAGCCACAUCUGGUCCACCGGAGUUUGAAAGAGUCUUUAGAGCCCAAGUCAACUGUGCAGAAUACUUUCCCAUUUUCCUGGCCUUGCUGUGGGUAACGGGACUUUAUUUCAGUGAGGGGGUUUCGGCUGUCUGUGGACUGAUUUACCUCUACUCCAGAUACAAGUAUUUCUGUGGCUACUCUCUCUCAUCCCAGGGCAGGUUGGCUCCUCUCUACUUCAGCGCCCGGGUGCUCUGGAGCAUGAUCGCUUUCUCAGCACUCGGCAUUCUCCGCCACACCUCUCGUCUCUUCUUUGGACUGGACAUCCUUUACCACGUGAUGGGUUUCCUCGGGCUCUAGCGCGGGAUGUGCGAGUCAAACUCUUGGACUCCCCCGCCUAUUUGCGACGCUUUCUGCCGUCUCGUCUCUACUGUGCACUUUGUGACUCUACAGUCCUGCAGUCGAUGACGCUGACAGGUGCCCAGGUUGGACUCGGACACAUACGAGAGCUUAAAUGCACUUUUAUCAGCAUUUGUUCGAUUCAGGAAACGGAUGGAACAGUUCGUUCAGAUCCGAGAAUUCGCUUGCUUGAGCCGGAAGCCAUACGGCAGCUGUGCACUGCAUAUAUCCCUGGACUCACGCUGCUUUAUAUUUCAGCUGUUUAUGAAGCGCUAAAAGGAGCACUUUUGCUUGUAUACAGCGCCCCGAUACGAUAGUGGCAUCAGUCGUUUAGGAAGUCUGUAAAACAGCCAGUUCUUCAUAUACAAUAAUUGUACCAGUAUAGCACAGUAGGGGAGGCUCACCUUCAUUAUAUGCUGUGUUUGCCUGAGGUUUUUUUUUUUUUUUCUAAGUGGUCUUCCAAAUAUAAAAGUUUGCAGGAGCACAGCUGGUUACUGCCACUCUGGGAGUCAAGGGCAGCGUUUGAACUUUCAGUCUCCAAUUCAGUGCCUUAGCUACUGCAUCACACUACCCACUUAUAGUGGAGUCAAAUGUAUUUAAGGUAAUCAACUGUAGAAACGUAAUGUUUAAGUCAAUAAUGAUUACUGACUUAAAAAUUACGUUCGCAAAGAAAUUAUUUUCUAUUAAAAAUAAAUGAAAUAUCAUCCAAUCUGUAAAGGACACAUUUUCCCAUGGGACAAAUUAAGAUUUAUUUAUCAGAACCAAAGACCUAUCUAUCCAAUGAUCCCGUUUUUCUACACUUGUGGUGUUCCCAGAGAGUGGGUGAGUUGACUGACAGUUGACAGCUAUUAGUUAUGGGAGAGCAACUACUGUAUAAAGAACCUGAGUGAAAGUCAGCAGGCAGUGUCAGCUGAGGACCAUACUGGACACACUUGAAGGAAAAAAGAUGACUUUUCCUGAUGGAAUGAAACCAGCCUGGAGGUCGCUGUACAGCCACCAUUUGCUAACAGGGUGGUUGGAUCUGUGGUGGAGGUUGUUUGCAGUACACAGUAGUGCUGAACUACUUUUGGCAAUAAUCAGUCUGGAGUUUCUGACGGGUUAAGAGAAACCAUUGCACUGUUUUAUGUUUUGUAUAAGACUGCAACCCUUUUUUUUUUCUUAUAAUACAGCAGUUUGGGGUUUGAGUAUAAUGAGGUGGGCUUCUUGUUUGGGUGACAAAAAAAAAAAAAA